Molecule: messenger RNA, 2055 nt
Organism: Aspergillus glaucus CBS 516.65
Lineage: Eukaryota; Fungi; Ascomycota; Eurotiomycetes; Eurotiales; Aspergillaceae
Product: DEAD/DEAH box helicase
Exons: 2
Coding region: 1-2055 (684 amino acids)
Molecular function (GO): hydrolase activity; DNA binding; ATP binding
Source: RefSeq, a predicted model, not a curated record
AUGCCCGUAUCAACGCCGUUACUAUGGGCACGAGCUCCGCCUCAGCGAAAGCUCUGGCGUCCGAAAUCCACGCUUGCCAUUCCUUUGCACAGAUCUACAGAGCCGGAACAGCCAAGUAUAGUCCUCCGUGAUUACCAGGAAGAAUGUAUACAGUCGGUUUUGAGAUAUGUGGAUGAGGGGCAUAAGCGGUUGGGGAUAUCUCUUGCGACGGGUGCUGGGAAGACGGUCAUCUUCACACAACUGAUCGGCCGAAUCCCCCCUCGCAACGAAUAUGGCGACAAAACCCUCGUCAUCGUCCACCGUCGCGAACUCGUCGAACAAGCAGCCCACCACUGCCGCCUCGCAUACCCCGACAAGACCGUCGAAGUCGAAAUGGGAAACAGUCAUUACAAAGGCCACGCAGAUAUAUGUGUAGCUUCAAUCCGAAGUCUGAUGUCUGGGGAUCGUAUAGAGAAGUUCUUCCCGGGCCGAUUCAAGCUCAUACUUGUCGACGAGGCACAUCAUAUCGUUGCGAAGUCGUACCGCGAGGUGCUGGGAUAUUUUGGUCUUAAUGAGCCGACGGAGGAUUCGCCUGUGCUGGUUGGUGUGUCUGCGACGUUUUCAAGACCGGAUGGGUUGAAGUUGGGGGCUGCGAUUGAUCAUAUCGUUUAUCAUAAGGAUUAUAUGGAUAUGAUUGAUGAGCGGUGGCUUGCCAAUGCGGUUUUCACGACUGUUCGGUCUGACGCGAAUCUGUCGAGGGUUAAAAGGGACAAGUCGGGGGAUUUCCAGCUCGGGUCGCUUUCUCAAGCAGUUAAUACGGAUAGCACGAAUAACAUCACUGUUCGUGCGUGGUUGGCCAACGCGCAUGACCGAAAGUCGACACUCGUGUUCUGCGUGGACAUAGAUCAUACGAAGACGUUAACCGAAACGUUUCGCCAAUAUGGCAUCGACGCGCGAUAUAUCACCUCCGGAACCUCGAAAGAAGUCCGGGCAGAACAACUCCGAGCAUUUAGAAACCAAGAAUAUCCCGUCCUAGUGAACUGCGGCCUCUUCACAGAAGGCACAGACAUCCCCAACAUCGACUGCGUGUUACUAGCAAGACCAACCCGAUCCAGAAACCUCUUAAUCCAGAUGAUAGGCCGCGGCCUACGUCUCUUUCCAGGGAAAGAAAACUGCCAUAUAAUCGACAUGGUCGCCACUCUCGAAACAGGCGUCCUCUCCACCCCAACCCUCUUCGGCCUACACCCAGACGAAGUCCUCGAAAAGUCCACUGUAAAACAACUCCGCGAAACCAAAGAAGAGCAACUCGCACGCAUCGACCGCGAAGCGCGAGAAGAAGAACGACGCGAAAACGAUACUCAAUCCCCCCUCGGGGGCGAAAAAGAAACUUCCCUAAACGAAGACAUCAACAUCAAAUUCACCCGCUACGACAGCAUCACAGAUCUUCUCGGCGACAUGCGCAGCGAUAAACACAUCCGCUCUCUGUCGCAGCACGCCUGGGUCCGCGCCGGCGACGACCGCUACGUCCUCUCAGGCUUAAAUGGCUGGGUAACUAUCGAAAAGGGAAAUCCCGAUACCCAUGCCGAAGGUAGACCAAAAUCACGACAUACAAAGACCACUCCCUCAAUUCCCGAAUCAGACGAGUUAUACACAGUCCACCACGUAACCAAAUUCCAAGGCGCCGCCGGCGAACACCACUACUCGCGCCCCCGCCUUAUCGCCCAAGCACCCAAUCUCGAAUACGCCGUCGACUCAGCCGAUACCUUCGCCGCAUCUACAUUCCCAAAACGCUAUAUCUCCGCGCGCCAGCCGUGGCGCAAUGCACCCGCUACACCAUCUCAACUUGACAUGCUCAACCGCGCGAAUCUGAAGAGCGGAAGACGGUUGCAAUCGGAGCAUAUGACGCGCGGGCAGGCGACAGAUAUGAUCACCAAGUUGAAGUUUGGGGGGAAGAAGAGGUUCAAUGCGAUGAUGAAGCAAAGGUUGAAGAACGAAGAGAAGGUGAAGGAAGUUAGGGAGAUGAGGAGGACGGGGAUGGGGGUUGGGGAUGUUAGAGUUGGACCGGUCGUUACUUGA